CCUUCAGUCCGUCCCGCCACCUUGGACCGGAGGGCUUGGGGGAAGCUGAAGCGGCCGUGGUGGCUGGACCGCCUGCCGGGGCCGGGGCCUCCGCGGAAGGGCCAUGUCCGAGCCGUCCCCGCAGGGUGCUGAGCGCGACCUUUUCCGGGACACGUGGGUGCGAUACUUGGGCUACGCCAAUGAGGUGGGGGAGGCCUUCCGCUCCAUGGUGCCCGCGGCGGUGGUGUGGCUGAGCUAUGGGGUGUCCAGCUCCUACGUGCUGGCUGAUGCCAUUGACAAGGGCAAGAAGGCAGGGGAGGUGCCAAGCCCCGAAGCCGGCCGCAGCACCAGGGUGACCGUGGCUGUGGUGGACACGUUCGUGUGGCAGGCUCUGGCCUCUGUGGCCAUCCCAGGCUUCACCAUCAACCGGGUGUGCGCGGCCUCUCUCUACGUCCUGGGCGCUGCCACCCGCUGGCCUCUGGCUGCCCGCAAGUGGACCACCACUGCCCUGGGGCUGCUGGUCAUCCCCGUCAUCAUCCACCCCAUCGACAGGUCCGUGGACUUCCUCCUGGACUCCAGCCUGCGCAAGCUCUACCCCUCGGUGGAGAAGCCCAGCUCCUCCUGACCACAGCCUGGCCCCUGGCCAGGGGGUUGGCCCACUCCCUGCUUUCCAACCU
This is a messenger RNA of Eptesicus fuscus (big brown bat), 656 nucleotides long. RefSeq names its product mitochondrial fission process 1 (gene MTFP1). Gene Ontology annotation, cellular component: mitochondrion. Lineage: Eukaryota; Metazoa; Chordata; Mammalia; Chiroptera; Vespertilionidae. The transcript has 4 exons. The record is from RefSeq and is a predicted model, not a curated record. Gene Ontology annotation, biological process: mitochondrial fission. The coding region runs from base 104 to 604 and encodes 166 amino acids.